CCUCGUUUUGAGCAUCCACGAGCGCGCGUACAAAAUGGCGGUUUCCGUACGGUUGUUUUGUAAGCGGCCUCAAAAUGCGGCGGAAAAUAUUCGCCCGAGAGGCAUUGUGGCACCGGGCGACGUUAUUACUACGGACGCAGGAUUUAUGAGAGGCCACGGCACUUACAUCGAGAAUGAGCAGCUUCUCUCGUCUGUCGCCGGGGUCGUGGAGAAGACGAACAAGUUGGUGACAGUACGUCCCCUGAAGACAAGGUACAACGGUGAAGUCGGAGACGUUGUUGUUGGACGAAUCGUGGAGGUUCAGCAGAGGCGCUGGAAGAUUGAAAUGGCGUCCCGACUCAACGCCUCAUUGCUACUGUCUUCAGUUAAUUUACCGGGAGGAGAACUGAGAAGAAAAUCUGCAGAAGAUGAGCUGCUCAUGCGGCAGUACCUGUCUGAAGGAGAUCUGAUAAGCGCAGAGGUCCAGUCAGUGUUUGCAGAUGGCUCUCUUUCCUUGCACACAAGAAGCUUGAAAUAUGGAAAGCUGGGGCAGGGCACCCUGGUGCUGGUGUCCCCGUCUCUGGUAAAGCGCUGCAAGACCCACUUCCAUAACCUGCCGUGCGGGGUACACCUCAUCUUGGGCAACAACGGCUACAUCUGGAUUGCGCCCCUGCUCUCCGAAGAGGGCACCAAGUUUGUACAGAGCCUGGAGCUGGUGCCUCAGGUGACGAGAGAGGCGGUUGCUCGGGUCAGGAACUGCGUGCUGGCCCUCGCCCGGCAUCACGUAAUGCUCUUCGACACGAGCGUCGUGUAUGCCUACGACGUUUCGCUCGAGCACAAGACAAACGCUCUUCUGAAACCUGAAAUCAUGAAGAAAGUUGCAGAUUUGACAAAGCAAAAGCUGCUUCUGGAAACGUAGGAAUGAAUAAAAACAUAUUUACCUCAUCCAAAA
This is a messenger RNA of Ixodes scapularis (black-legged tick), 931 nucleotides long. RefSeq names its product exosome complex component RRP4 (gene Rrp4). The record is from RefSeq and is a predicted model, not a curated record. Gene Ontology annotation, biological process: U4 snRNA 3'-end processing; TRAMP-dependent tRNA surveillance pathway; nuclear polyadenylation-dependent rRNA catabolic process. NCBI's taxonomy places the organism in Eukaryota, Metazoa, Arthropoda, Arachnida, Ixodida, Ixodidae. The transcript has 8 exons. Gene Ontology annotation, cellular component: cytoplasmic exosome (RNase complex); nuclear exosome (RNase complex). The coding region runs from base 35 to 898 and encodes 287 amino acids. Gene Ontology annotation, molecular function: RNA binding.